UGAGGGCGGGUUUUGAUGUGUUUGGGUUCGUGCUCCUCUGGGGAGUGAGACGAGGAAAGUUUAUUUUUUUGGUGAUGGUGGCUCUCCUCGUUCCCCCCUCCAGCCAUUUGUUUUGAUCUCGAUAUCGAGUGGCUGAGUUUUCCGGGCGGGUAAAACGUGAGGGAAAAGCAGCUCCCUCAGCAGCGCCAGUAAGAAAGAGGUGGGCUCCGCCUGUAUACCGCGGCGGGCGAAAAAGCGACGGCCGUGGCUCCUUGUAGUGGAUAGACUUUUGCACUGAAUGUAGCCAGGACAGUCCUUUUGGGCUUGUGUAGCCCUGAGAAGCUGUCAAGAAUUUCGUAUUUCAGCAGAGUUUUGCACAGAUUUUGUUCCCAUGCAAACUGAUGAGGGAGAAAUUUUGGAGGAAGGCAGUUCCAAGAUGGAACAUGAGGAUUUUGUAAUGGAAGGGCAUGGCAAGACUCCACCUCCUGGUGAAGAAAACAAACAAGAGAGGGAGAGGGAGAGGGUGAGUUCAAGUCAAAAUGGCCGACGGAGUCUGCUAGCUUUUGAAUAUUUUAAAAUUGAGAAAACAGAAAUACAGCAAAAUCAUUUUGAGAUCUCUUCACUUCCAUUUUACCUUGUAUGCCUCAACUUGCUGGAUUUAAGCACUGUUGCACUUUAUGAGGGCAAACUUUAUGCUUGUCUUCUUAGAAGCGAGCCCCACUGAAUUAAUGGAAUUUACUCCCAGAGAGAAGGAGCAAGAAAAGGAAGAACAGUUAAUGGAAGACAAGAAAAGAAAGAAAGAGGAUAAGAAAAAAAAAGAAUCAACUCAGAAGGUCACAGAUCAAAAAACCAAAGUGCCCGAAGCGACAAAACCAAGUUUAAGCCAACCAGUGACCGCCAGCCCAAUUGGCAGCUCUCCAUCGCCACCUGUCAACGGUGGCAACAAUGCCAAAAGGGUGGCAGUGCCGAACGGUCAACCGCCAAGCGCCGCCCGCUACAUGCCUCGGGAGGUGCCGCCGCGAUUCCGUUGCCAGCAGGACCACAAAGUGUUACUGAAACGUGGGCAGCCCCCUCCGCCAUCUUGUAUGCUCCUCGGGAGUGGAGUAGGGUCAUCUCCAUCUCCAGCAUCUGGAACAAAUCCAAACAACGCACAACCAGUAACAGGAGUGCUGCUGCCGUGUGACAGUGGGACUGCAACAGAUUCAACAACUGGAGGUGCUGCUGCUUCAAAUUAUGCAAAUUCCACUUGGGGUCCUGGAGCCUCCUCCAACAGCACCAAUGCCAACCCAACUCACGUCUGGGACAAGGUGAUUGUAGACGGGUCUGACAUGGAAGAGUGGCCUUGUAUUGCCAGCAAAGAUACUGAGUCUUCUUCUGAAAACACCACAGACAACAACAGUGCCUCAAACCCUGGUUUGGAGAAGAGCACUCUGCCAGGGAGCACCACUAGCAACAAAGGAAAAGGAAACCAGUGCCAGUCUGGAAGUUCUGGUAACGAAUGUAAUCUUGGGGCCUGGAAAUCUGACCCUAAGGCUAAAUCUGUUCAAUCUUCCAAUCCUUCAGCAGAGAAUAGCAGUGGUAUAGCAAGCUGGAGAAAUUUGACUGGGCAGGACAGAAUUGGUCCCAGUCCUGGAUUCAGCAACUUUAACCCAAAUAGUAACCCAUCUGCUUGGCCAGCAUUAAUUCAAGAGGGCAAUUCAAGGAAAGGAACUUUGGAAGCUGAUAAUGGUGGCUCCAAUGCACAGAUUAGUACAAGUCAGACUUCUAGGGAACAACAGUCAAAGAUGGAAAAUGCGGGUGUUAACUUUGUCUCUGGCAGAGAACAGGCUCAAAUUCACAACACUGAUGGACCAAAAAAUGGAAACACUAACUCCUUGAACUUAAGUUCACCAAACCCAAUGGAAAAUAAGGGAAUGUCCUUUGAAAUGGGCUUUGGGAACCCCACCAGGAGCACUGAUGCCUCUUCACAAAGCACUGGCGAGAGAAAGACUGGGAAUGUUGGGUCUUGGGCUACAGUUAGGGGGCCUUCUGGAAUGGACAGUGCUUCUGGUCAAAGCAGUUCUGGAAAUCAUGGGAACAAUGGAAAGGAUAGGGAGGACUCAUGGAAGGGAGCUUCUGUUCAAAAAUCAAAUGGGUCAAGAAAUGAUUCAUGGGAUAACAGUAACAGGUCUACGGGUGAUGGGUCUUGGACCAUUGGCCCUCAACACUCUAGUGAAAGUAAAUGGAGUGAAGGGAACAAAAUGACAUCAGGGGUGUCUCAGGGAGAAUGGAAACAGCCGUCUGGGUCUGAUGAACUGAAGAUUGGAGAAUGGAGUGGUCCAAACCAACCAAAUUCUAGCACUGGAGCAUGGGACAAUCAAAAGGGCCACCCCCUUCCUGAAAACCAAGGUAAUUCCCAGGCUCCCUGCUGGGGAAGAUCUUCCAGCUCUACAGGAAGUGAGGUUGGAGGUCAAAGCACUGGAAGCAACCACAAAGCAGGAAGUAGUGAUAGUCACAAUUCUGGACGUCGAUCAUAUAGGCCUACACAUCCUGAUUGCCAGGCAGUCUUGCAAACUUUAUUGAGCAGGACUGAUUUGGACCCCCGAGUGCUUUCAAAUACUGGCUGGGGUCAAACUCAAAUCAAGCAAGAUACUGUUUGGGAUAUAGAAGAGAUGCCAAGGGCAGAGGGAAAGGCUGAUAAAGGAACUGAGGGGUGGGAGAGUUCUGCCAUACAGACAAAGAGCUCAGGGGGCUGGGGAGAUGCACCCAGCCAAAGCAAUCAAAUCAAGUCUGGAUGGGGUGAGCUCUCUACUCCAACAGAGUGGAAAGAGCCCAAAAACACUGGAGGAUGGAAUGAUUACAAGAACAAUUGUUCUAACUGGGGAGGAGGAAGACAAGAUGAAAAGGUGACAGCAUCUUGGAAUGAGAAUUCCAACAAAGACCCAGGAUGGAAUGGGCGACCACCUAAUCAGGGUUGGUCUUCUGGAAAGAAUGGCUGGGGAGAGGAUGUUGACCAAACAAAAAACAGCAACUGGGAAAGUUCAGGAAACAAGUCAAUGUCGGGUUGGGGUGAAGCUGGUCAGAAUGAGAUUGGGACUUGGGGUAAUAGUGCAAAUGCAAAUUGUUCUUCAAAAGGAGGGUGGGAUAAUAAUAAAAGAACUCCAGCAUGGAAUGAUACUGGUAGACAACCCAAUACCUGGAAUAAUCAGCAACAGCAUCAGCAGUCAGAGGCUUCUGGCUCCUGGGGUCCACCAUCACAGCCUCCAGGUAAUGGGAGGCCACCCAAUCCUAACUGGAACAAUGGACCACAGCCAGCUGCCUCAAAGGAUGAGGAACCCAGUGGCUGGGAAGAACCAUCCCCCCAAUCAAUUAGUCGUAAAAUGGAUAUUGAUGAUGGCACUUCAGCAUGGGGAGAUCCCAGCAGUUACAACUACAAGAAUGUGAACCUGUGGGACAAGAACUCACAAGGUGGACAAGCUCCACGAGAACAGAAUCUCCCUACUCCAAGACCUAGCAAAGUACCACCCUCAGUCUGGAACAAAAGCACACCUCCAGCUCCAGAUAAUGGUACUGCUGCUUGGGGUGAACCAAAUGAAACAAGCCCUGGAUGGGGUGAAGUUGAUGAUGCAGGGACUUCAACCAGUUGGGGAAAUGGACCCUCCAGUGUACCAAAUGCCAUAAAACCUAGUUCCAAACCACCUCAGGAUGGCUGGGGAGAUAAUGAUGGGCCAGUAUCAGGAACACGGCAUUCCAGCUGGGAAGAAGAGGAGGAGGGAGGAGUCUGGAACACAGCAGGCUCUCAGGGAAGCAGUUCCUCCCAUAAUUCAACAAGCUGGGGACAAGGAGGAAAGAAACCACAAAUUAAGUGUUCAUUAAAAGGUGGAAGUAAUGAUUCAUGGAUGAAUACUUUAUCUGAUCAGAUUUCAAAUAUGGGAUUGCUGAAUCAAACUGAGGACUCUCCGAGCAAUAAGAUGGAUUUAUCAGUAGGUGGCCUCCAGGAUAAGAAGUUUGAUGUAGACAAACGAGGCAUGAAUCUCGGAGACUUCAAUGACAUAAUGAGAAAGGGUCGGUCUGGUUUUCGUCCUCCUAAUUCCAAAGAAAUGGGAACCCCAGACAGCGGGCCUUAUUUUGAAAAGCUGACUUUGCCUUUCUCCAAUCAAGAUGGGUGCCUUGGGGAUGAGGCUCCCUGCUCUCCCUUCUCCCCUUCUCCCAACUACAAGCUAUCUCCCUCUGGUUCCACACUACCCAACGUCUGCCUUGGGGCAAUCGGCUCAGGGCUCAACCCCCAAAACUUCGCUGCUAGACAAGGUGGCAAUCAAGGUCUGUUUGGAAACAGUACAGCACAAUCGAGAGGAAUGCACCCACCAGUGCAACCACUAAAUCCUUCCCCCAAUAUCCGGGCACAAGUGCCUCCCCAGUUUCUUUCUCCCCAGGUGUCUGCCUCUAUGCUUAAGCAAUUUCCUAACAGUGGUCUGAGCCCAGGUCUUUUCAAUAUGGGGCCCCAGCUUUCUCCUCAACAGAUUGCUGUGUUGAGCCAACUUCCACAGAUUCCCCAGUUUCAGCUUGCUUGCCAACUUCUUCUGCAGCAGCAGCAACAGCAGCAACAGCUAUUACAGAAUCAGAGAAAGAUUUCUCAAGCUGUACGACAGCAGCAAGAGCAGCAGCUUGCUCGUAUGGUGAGUGCCCUUCAGCAACAACAGAGGCAACCUGGUAUGAAACAUUCUCCAUCUCAUCCAGUUGGGCCUAAACCACAUUUAGACAGUAUAGUAUCUGGUAGUCUAAAUGUGGGUCUCUCAGAUUUAUCUACCAAAGGGCAAAUUCCUGUUUAUAGUUCAGGUUUUGGUUCAAGUGGCAUGGAUUAUGGCAUGGUGGGGGGGAAAGAAACUGGAACAGAAUCUCGUUUUAAACAGUGGACGUCUAUGAUGGAUGGCUUGCCAUCUGUAGCUUCCCAAGAUGCCAAUAUGCACAAAAAUGGGACGAUUGUGCCCCCUGGAAAACCCCGAGGGGGAUCGCCCUAUAAUCAAUUUGAUAUAAUUUCUGGCGACCCACUGGGCAGCCACACAGGUCCUGCUGGUGAUAGUUGGUUACCUGCCAAAUCUCCACCAACCAGUAAGAUUGGAAACAAAUCCAGCAAUGCCAGCUGGCCUCCAGAGUUUCAGCCAGGAGUGCCAUGGAAAGGUAUUCCAAACAUUGACCCUGAAUCUGACCCCUAUGUGACCCCAGGAAGUGUGUUGGGGAGUACAGCCACAUCUCCCAUUGUAGAUACUGAUCACCAACUUCUGCGGGACAACACCACAGGGUCUAAUUCUUCCCUCAACACCUCGCUGCCUUCACCUGGUGCCUGGCCCUACAGUGCCUCUGACAAUUCCUUCACAAAUGUUCAUAGCACUUCAGCAAAAUUCAGUGAUUACAAAUCAACAUGGUCUCCAGAUCCCAUUGGACCCAAUCCUGCCCAUAUCUCCAACAAGAUGUGGAAAAACCAUAUUUCCUCAAGAAACACUACAGGGCUGCCCCGCCCACCUCCUGGUUUGAGUAAUCCAAAACCAUCCUCUCCCUGGAGCAGCACAGCACCCCGCUCACUCAGGGGGUGGGGGGCACAGGAUUCAAGGCUUGCCUCUGCCUCUACCUGGAGUGAUGGUGGAUCUGUUCGUCCCAGCUACUGGCUGGUUCUUCACAAUCUUACACCACAGAUUGAUGGGUCAACUUUGAGGACCAUCUGCAUGCAGCAUGGUCCACUGCUGACAUUCCAUCUGAACCUGACCCAAGGCACCGCCCUUAUCCGAUACAGCACCAAGCAGGAAGCAGCCAAGGCCCAGACUGCACUGCACAUGUGCGUUUUGGGAAACACUACCAUCCUGGCUGAGUUUGCCACAGAUGAGGAGGUUAGUCGUUUUCUGGCACAAGCUCAGCCUCCUACACCUGCAGCAACACCCAGCGCACCUGCAGCAGGCUGGCAAUCUCUAGAGACAGGACAGAAUCAGACAGAUCCAGUUGGACCUGCUUUGAAUCUUUUUGGUGGGUCAACAGGGCUUGGGCAGUGGAGCAGCGGUGGUGGCAGCAGCAGUGGGGGUGACCUUGCUGGUGCUUCAUUAUGGGGCCCUCCCAAUUAUUCUUCAAGCUUAUGGGGGGUUCAAAGUGUAGAAGAUCCCCACAGGAUGGGAAGCCCUGCUCCCUUACUACCUGGAGACCUUCUAGGCGGAGGGUCGGAUUCAAUCUGAACUUAAAACUUUCAACUCUGACCUCGUGACCUUUUUUGGAACAGCAGCAGCACUAACUUGACCUUUUCUUUUUUUUCAACUUGCAAUAAAUACAUUUUAAAAGGAAAAAAGAAAAUGGAGAGAGAGAAAAAAGGUGGGUCAUUGACAGGACUGUCUGAGCACAUAGUUGCCUCCCUUAUAACUUCAGUUUUUUCGUUUGGAAUAUGAAUCCAAAAAGAGAACAUAUCACUCUUGAAAUACUUGAAUCAUGAACGCCAACUUAGAAAGACAAUGUGAAGCAAGUACACAUACCAUUUAAAUCUAAACACAAAAAAUUAAAAAAAUUAGUUUCUAGUUUUUCACUUUUUCAUGUUAUACGGAAGUUGUUGCUAAGAAACAUAUAUACUGAAAAAUAGCUUUUUAACUUUGUUUGCACUGGGUGUGUUUCCGUCCUUAGGUCUACUAUGUUGGGAUGGGGUGGGGUUCAAAAGAAUUGGGGGGUGGGAGGGACAAACUUGACGGAGCCUCACUUUAAAUAACAAAAAAGGAAAAAAAAACACUUUGUGAUUGGCUGGUUGAUAUAUACCAGUUUGUUCUGGCACAUGUAACUGCCCAUGUGUAUGUUUCUGAGUAUGUAUGUGUGUGUGAUUGUGCAUGUGUGCGCGCAUGUGUGCAUUUUUGUCUUGGAAAGCUGCAUUGCUGUUGGUCAGCAACCUAUUUGGCUAGACUCUUUAAUGGAAUAAUGAUGGUGCCUGUGACUGAUGCAAAAUCAAAUUGACCUGUAUUAAAAUCUGUCGGUGGUAUUUUAUUUUAACAGGGUCAGUGCAGUACAAAUCUUGUUCUGACCCUGUCAUAGAGCAAAACACUGCCAUAUCCUAAGGAUUUGGUGAGAUGGGUGCCAGUGUGGGAGUUUAGGGGUUGGGGGUGGGAUUCUGUUUUGUCUAGAAGUAUAUUUGUCUCUAAUGAGACAUUUUGAGUAAACUGAAGCUUAUUUUUUUAUGACAAGGCCUUUCACUUUCCAAGGAAACCAGAGAAAAAGGGCAUCACAUAUCUUUGUGACAAAGACCUAUCUUAUGGUUGAAGCUUCUGCAGUCCUUAAGAAUGGAGUCUUGUAUCUGUUUCUCAAGUCUUUACAUGAAGAUUCUUUUCCAAAAAUCCACCAAAACAUCAGGCUGAACUGUAUUUUCUUAAGUGAUCUGCUCCCUGUGACAAAACUAAAAUGUCAGUAGUUUGCUGGCCUGUCUCUUACUGAGAAAGCACAUGCAGCAACUUCUGUUCUCCUUUUCUCCAUGGUGAGCAUUACCUGUGCCAGGCCUAGGUGUAUUACAGCACCAGACCAUCACUGACAAAAACGUUUACUUACGAAUGUUCUUAAACCAGUGUGUACUUUGAGCAGUUUUUUCUCUGUGUAUUUUCCUGUGUAUGUCUUGCUUAAGUUUUGCUUAGGCAGGCAUAUAACUAGCAAAUACUUCUUUUGUUUAUAAAGUAUUGCACCUUUAUUAUUUUUACUUUUCCCUGUACUGUUGCUUUUUAUUGUUGGUAUUUAAAGAAAGGUUGUAUGUUGUAUUGUUUUCUGUUUUGUUUUAACAACAGUAUAGUAGUACUCUGGGCAGGAUAGGGGAGACCUGUCAUUAAUUCAAAAGAGAGCCAGUGUGUGCACUGGGAACAGAAUUGUUUGUUGUGAAGAAAGCUGUAGCAAACAUUGCCUUUACACAAAGCAGUUUUGAAGGUGGGCAGAAGAGGAUACAAACCAGGAGGGAGAUGGAGGCAUUCUUCUUUGAAGUGUUAGAACUUAGCUCUGGCUUUUCACUCACUGUACAUUUUACUGAAUAACAAAGUGCUGCAAUAUUCUGUACCAGCAAUUAUCUACAUACCCUGGCACUUGGAAGUAGCAGGUCAUAUUGUAUGGGAUCAUAAUAGAAGUGUUGUUCUCCUUCAACAGUUUCACUAAAAAAUACCAUGAUACCUGGUAUAUGACUUAAAAGUAUUGAUCACAAAAGUUAAAAAUCUUUACAUUUAUGUCAAGAGGGAGGAAUUUGUGAAUUCUGUACAUGAACCCAAUAUCACACUGAGAGGACUUGUAAGGGGAAUGCUGCAUUUAUAUCUGCCUAUUGUUUUGAUGUGAAGUUUGGCAGUAAAUAGAGGCAGAUACUGUUCAUUUAAACUGCAGCAUAUGUGGACCUUUUAAGUGUUUCCUUUUUUUUUUUUCUUUUCCUCACAUUCGAUCUCAUAUUGAAGCAAAAUGUCCUGUCCCCCCCCCCCCCAUGGAUUCCUGCCAGUUCUGUUUCCAUUUCAACCGUUAGACAUGCCUGUUCUUUAAACAGGUGUAUUUGUCUUUGGGGCCUCAAUUUUGAAAAAUGCAGGAUAAAGUAUAGAAAACGCCCUGAGCUGGGAGAACAUCAGAAUGCAGCACCUCAUGUCCCAGGAAACAGCUGAGUGUUUUAAUAUGUGAGUUGACACGCAAGCUGAUUCACUACUGUGUUACCACUCUCUCCCAAACUGACCUAUGGUCCCUUUGCCUGCACUUUGGAUUUCUUGAGUUCGUUAAGAUACUACGGUGAAAGCCGGGUGCUAGAGCCCCUCUUGUUUACAAGACAUAAUGAGGGAUAUGAAAUAUUUUUAAAAAAUGAAAAGCUAAAAUGUUCUUCCAUCACAAGCUUAAAGGGAAAAAUUAAAAGUUAUAAAAAAGACCAAAAAGUGCGUGUGCGCAUAUAUAUAUAUACACACACAUAUAUAUAUAUGAGAUGAAGACUAACUCUGGGAGCAUUUAACAGUGUUUUUGUGUUUAACAUUUAUUUUCCUGCUUUAAAUUUGCAAGCAUUCUCAGGAAUUCUAGGGUAGGAAGCCAGUUUUUGAAGAUGGUUUAUUUAACCUUUACCUUAUCCUAGAUAGAUGGCUGUUUCUUUCAUAAACUUUUACAAGUUCCUGAAUCUUCAAAAAAUUUAAAAGUUUUGUUUCUCUUUACAAAAGCAAAAAAAAAAAUUGAAAAAUAAAACCUAGCAAAUACAAACUCCAAUUGUUAGAACUGGGGAUCAAAAUUUUUUAAAAGUACAAAAUGAUUAUAAAAGAAAUCUCAACAGCAGCAACAAAAAUCAAUAUAUUCUUAAAAGUCCAAGUUGUGAGAAGAUUUAUACAUGUAGAGCUUAGUCUCAAGUGGUGGUGUGUGUGCAGUUGAAUGUGGGAGAAGGUUGUGUAUGAAUGAAACUGAUCAUUUCACAGUGAACUUAAUCUUCCUCCAAGCACCUUUUUUUAAAAAAAAAAAAGAAAAAGAAAAAAUAAUUAAAAAUACAUAAAAUGCAUUUGGUUAGACUCAGUAAGUCAACCACAGCUAAAAGGAAUUGUUCAGAUUAUUGGAUGGUGCUUCUUGAAACUGCUUUUAAAUUGACAGAGUGCUUCAGAAAGGCGAUAUCUUUAUUGUGCUCCAGUAAUGGAGCAGUUUUAACUUGUAUUCAUUUUAAAACAGCAAAUGAGAAAAAGGAAUGACUAUGGAAAAAUCCAGUGAAGUGUACAUUGAAGCAAAAUUGUCUUGGUUGAUUUUAAUCAUCAUUUUGAAGAUGUUGAUGUUUGCUUUUCUUCAUUGCUCAGCCAGAGAUGUGUAAAUUAGAAGUUUUGCGGGGUUGGGGAGGGAGAUAAGAUACAUUAGCUGUUGCUGCCAGACAUCAGGACUUCCAUCUUUGAGAAUCGGUUACUGAAACUCUGUUCUCAGAUGGUUAGCUCCUAACUUCCAACACACAGAGAGAAGGACUUAAUCUGCUUGAAGCUUUUUAGAUAGAAUGGAAUCACAAACCGCUUUAGUGCCUUUGUAAUACACCAUGCAUCCUGCAAAAGGACAUAUGCAGUCCAGUCACUCCCAAGGACAUUAAUAAAUUCGUCUUUCUAAUUUGAAAGAAUUGCUCUGAGCAUGCAUAUAAAAAGCCUCAAAGGCCUGUUUUGCAAAGAGUUACAUAUAAAGUGCAAGUGUACAUGUCCAAGUAUUCUUUGGAAAACCUAAGGCAAUCUCAUGCAUUACUGUUUUCUUGUUUUGAGAUACUCUUCAUAUAGUAAAAUAGCCAGAAUGUGUGAAGAGUGGUACAGGCCCCCACCACAACUACCACCAGUUACCUGUUUGGUAAGCUGAUAACUGAAUGGGGAAAACACACAUAUUACACACAUUACUGCACUCAUGGUUUUAUUAUUACUAUCUCAGUGUAGGGAAAUAGAAAAGUGUGAAAUAAUGCUUAAUGUUCUGUGGCAUCAGUUGGCAUCUGUAGCUGUAUGUUGUGUUGUUUCUCUCAACUGAAUACUUUGUGUGAUCAGCUACUGAAAAGAUUCUUUUUAUUUUUUUGAAAGGAAGCUUUUUACCUGAAUGCUUUGUGAACAACCUUGACUUACUGGCUGACAGGCUCCCAGAAUAAAACUAUUUAGUUUUUCAAAAAUUAAAGAAUAUCAUAAGCUUGUUUCUUGAUAAGAACUUUGGCUGACAACUGCUGAAAAGAGUAGACUUAUCCAUUACCUCUCAGCAUUUCAACCUAUGCAUACUGAAGAUGUCGCAUUUCUUUUAAAAAGUCAGCUAAAAUAAUAUCCUAGCACCCUUUCAUUUCUGAAUGUUGGAAAUAUUUAGUUGUUCCUUUUUCAGCCAUAGCAAUAUAGGCUUCCAGUUGCUGUUUGUGUUUUGAAUCUGACAGGUUCUAUCUGGCCUGUGAAAGUGAUCAUUUUGAGAAUUGAAAGCACCAAACUAUACUCAAGAACCCUUUUCUCCCAAAAGGACAGACUGGCACUAGCUUGGCUGAUCCAUAUGAGAAAUCAAAAUAUGCAUAAGGUAGCAAAUAAUGUUUGUAGCAAGUAGCUUAAUAUAGCUUCUACUUUAAAGAAGGAAUCUGAAAAUGACAGUGGACAGGAAAAAAGUUUUUAAAAGCUGUUUUGUGGGGAUGGUAUUCCCACAUCUUCAUAUGUGUUCCACAAAAAAAGGAGAGAAUAGGAUGGGGUGUUAGAGACCUUAGAAUUGCCCAUAUAUACCCUUCACAGCUUGAAGCACCAUGUCAGAUUAUUCCUUUUCUCCUAAAAAGUCUUGCUUACAGCAAGACUUGUGUAAUAUGUUUUAGUCUUAUAAUUGUAAAUGCAUGUGCCCAACUUAAGUCAACUUUUAAUUUCUCAAUCAUUCUAUUUUUCCUCACCCUGUUUAAAAUAGAGCCUAGAUUGGACAUAUAUAUUGUCAGGUUCAAAAUAUGAUUUAAAUGGAUUUGGUCUUCCUCUUUUGCCUUAUUAUGAGAGCCGUCCUAGGAUAAUACUAUGACCCUAUUUCCAGAAACCUACAUAAAAUGGCAAACUCAUUGGUAAAAGUUGUAGCCUUUCCCAGAACAUUUAUGUAACUGGGUACUGUGAGCUUUCUCUUAGUGCUUAGCUUCUUUUUAUCAAGAGAAACUUGAAAACAUGUUUCUCUUCUGCCACUUGUUUUGAAAGAUAGCUGUCCAUCUUGGUAGCCACAUCAAAGAUUAAAAGCCUUUUGUUACCAUAAAUUGGAAUAAUUUUUCUUCAACUUACUGCUGAUAGCUUAAGUGAAUGUAAACAGGAAGGCAUUUCCAGAUUAAUUUCAGUUGCAGGUCCCUGAACUGGCAAAUGCAAGAACUAUUGACUCUUCCUCAAGCCAGGCUUCUCUUUAUUCUGUGCUCCACUCUGCCUUGUUGAAUGUUACUUUGUCUCUUCUAUUUAUACCUUUUAUUGGCUAUAUGAACAGUAGUUUACAAAUCGUGUACCCUUAUUUUUAUAACCUUAGGUGACUAAGAGACUCUGGUCUCCCUUCAAAAGGUUCCAUGUAGCUUUUUCUUAAUUCUUACCUUAAUUAUACAUUUACAAUGACAAAAAUAUUCUGGAUACAAUAGAAAUGCUUCCCCCAAAUGCAGUUAAAAUUAUGCAUGCUAAAAUCAGUACAUGCUCUCAGCAACAUGUACGGAUUUGCAUCUCAUUAGCUGAAGGACUAUGUAUAGAAUCUAUAAUACUGGGUUCCCUAAUCUCCCCCUCCCCAAAAUAGCUGUUCAUAUCCCUGCUGAUUAUUCUCCAUAUUAAUGAUAUGGGCAGUCAUGUAGAUGUGUGGCUUGAUAGUAUAUUAAACCUUACCGUUGCAGCUGCUGUAUAUAAGGUUUAGGCAACAGAGUCCUAAGAUUGUUGUCUAAUCUUUCUCCAGGAAUGUUUUGCAGAAUUUCCUACUGUAGCAAUCCAUCUCAAAGACCUAAACCUUCUCUGGUGAAGUAUUGCAAAAAUACAGUACCCUUCAGUCUGAUCCAUACAAUUUGGUCAUAAAUUAAUUGUUAAUCUGUUUUGAACAUGCAGCCUUGUACAAAGUUUUGUAGUGCUCAUAAGGGAGUGAGUGAAGAUUUUCUAUUAAAGGUUAGAACUUCUGUUUUAAAACAUUGUUAAAACGUAAAUAAGCAGUAGUCAGUUAGAAUGACUAUUUCCCCUCCCAUACUAGAAAAGGAGGGAAAGUUCUAAUCAGGUUUUUUGAAUGGCAGGUCCCCUAAAAUGUUAGACCACGUGCCCUUCAAAUGUUCUCCUAGCCAAGUAUGGGUCCUGUUUCUAUGGGAAAGCCCCAUAUGAUCCACUUUGACCACAUGGUUCAUGGUUUAGGGACAGUUCCCAGCUAGCUAAGGUCCUCUGACAGAUAAAACAGCUCCCACAUGGCUGGGAGAAUGUUUUAAUGGAGUCAGUGGCCAUAACCAAAUCUCUGAUUUAUGUAACAGUGUCAACAUGCUUGCUUCUUGAGAUUGUUUGUACAGUAUGGCAUAUAUUUACAAAUCUCAUAAAAGACAUGGGCCAUAGAAGGAUCAAAAGAAUCAACCUCAACUAAAAGCCAAUUUCCUCUUCAUAUAUUUGGUAGUAGUAACAGUCAAAGUCAUAUCCUUUAUACUUUUUUAUUUUUUAUCCAUAGAGUUGGGAUGUGUUUUAUUUGAGCCCACCAACCAUUUAUUUUAAUACAAACCAGUGCACUCCAGGUCAUUGAAAGUAAAGCUUUGUGCUAGGCAACCUGUGGAUAAUUUUUGACACAUUAUUGGCUGUGUGUGGAAUAGAAAAAGAUAGGGAUGGGGGAAGAUGUCCCAUAGAUAAACAAUAAAGAUGGGCAAAGUUGAUCAAGAAGUGUUUUUAAGCACUUAGUGCCUCAUCUUAGGUAUUAGUCAAUGCAUUCAAAGAACGAAAUUCCUCAUCUCUUACCAUGUUUUAACCUGAAAAAAAUAUUGGAUGUUUUCUGUUAAGGAAAAUGCAACUUUUAGCCGAGUUCUCUUUAUAAAGAUUGCUUAGCUUGCUGGAUAAUACUUUUUGUGGCAUGGUUGUGAGUAUCAAGUGCUUUUCUUCUCCUCCCUUAUCCCAGCCAGACUGGCUCACCUUCCUUUUCUAUAAAGUGCUGAGUGCUUUGCAGUUUGUGCGGGAGGGGAAUCAAGGAAAUAAAAGGGAGCCAAGGUAGAGCAGCCUUACUUUAGGGAGUAGCCUUACAACAGAGCUUUAUAGUGAGGGUGUGUUGUAUUCCAAAUUGUAUAAGCCAAAAAUGAAAAAAAAAAUCAUUUAUGCAAAAAAGAGGUGUUAACUUCUUAAAGAAAUAUGUACCUUCUGAAGGUAGAGUAGGGUCUCACGAAGUGAUACAUUGUGAUGCUUCUUGAUGGGUCAGUAAGUAUGGGAUCUGGGAUAUAAGCGCUUAACAUUCCCUUGUGGGUUUUUUGGGUUUUUGUUUGUUGAUUUAGUUCUAACCAAGCAGUAAGUUAAAUGUGGUAUCUCUGAAUGUGCCUUUGUGAGUAUGUGACUGUCAGUUCAAGGAGAGUACUUGGGCUUGACGGGGGAAAUGAUGGUCAGUUUAUUCUCUCUAAAGGUCAAAUGCAAAGAUUCCAGCCUGCUGGUACCUUUUGACAAACAGUGUCUUUUGCGGCUGGUCUCUAAGCUACACAUAAUGCAGUCAUGUGUGGCAGAUGCAUCCAGGUGUGGAUGGGUUUUAUUUCACAUAAGUUGACUUUAUUUAGGCUAGCUCUCAGUUGCUGGUUGAAUUUGUACCUGUAUUAUGUAUCUACUACAUUUGUGUAUGUGGCUUGCUUUAACCUUUUUUUUAAGCACUGGAAUACUGAAACGCAGUGAUGUUUGAGACACAUUUAUGCAUGUAGAAAAGAAGGUAUUUUGUAGCUUCUGCCAGUCAUUGGUGUAGGCACACUUUUGCCCUCUCUGUCAGUGUCCUGAUGAUAGAAGAAAAAAAUCUACCCUAUAACUUCUAGCACACUUAAUGUUGCCAUUUAAAUGAACAGGGUAUUACACAAGAAAAUAAGAUGUUUUUGAAAAGGUGAGAAAGAAGUGUUGUGUUAGUUUUUUUUUAAAAAAAUCUAAAGUAAUUGUUUCUUUGAAGCUGUUUGUACCUUAACAUGGGAAUCUGCAGUGUCUCUCUUUAUUUGUUCUUUCAUAUAUAUUCCACCUCUUCUUCUCCCCACCUCAAAAGCAAGGUAUACAAAAUUAAGAGCUGCUGUAGCACCUCUCAGCUCCCUUCCCAAAUGAAAGCUGUAGCAGGCUCUCUUCGGUUCCAUUCAGGAAGACAGAAGUAGGAGAGAUGCAGCAGCUUUCUUUGCUUCGCUCUCAUUCCUCUCUAAUGGCCUUGAAAUGUAUUAUUAUGCAAAUGUGAAUUUUGAUACUGAACUUUAAGAAGAGGUUAUUUCUUUUUCAAACAAAAAAAAGGUCCCAUAUGUGGUCAGCAUUGCUUCUUUAUCUUGUAAGUGAAUUGUAAACUAUGCAUUCAGCAAGAGAUGGUUCGGGGGAGGAAAAGAGAGCCCUGCUAAACUUUUGAAACUGUUUCUGUGUCCAGUGAAUUCACACAUCCAUAUAAAAUGGAAGAGGUUGAUGUCAUCAUGGGAGGACUACUUUGAUUGUGAGGCAAAUAUUUUUGGAGUGUGUGUGUUAGAAAUUGGCUUCAGAAAUAUGUAACUUCUUCCUGUUCCACAGGACUAUGCAUUCUUGCCAUGCAGUGUUAGAUCAGAAUCAGCAGCAUGACAUGAAACACCCCUGUUUUUCCCAAGAAGAGAAGUUAGCACCACCACAUCUCCAUCCUCUUUUCAACCUCAGGAAAUGGCACAUCAAGCACUGUCCUUAAGGGUUACUCUACUGCUUAUUCUUCAUUACAAAUGUCCUUAUUCCUCAGGGGAGUUACCAUAUCGCUUCUCCCCUCUUGCAUUUCUGAAACUUUUAUAUUAAUUUUUUAAAAAUUCCCAUCACAGAUGCAACUUGAAUAGCAAUACCAACCAGGAAUUGCUGUAGAUUAUAUACUGUUCUGGCAUUAGUAAAUUAUCUGUCUUCUAAUGCUGAUCUGAACUGAUCAAGGAAGACUAACCAUGGUAGUGAUCAUCUGUGAUUUGUCCAGGUAAUGCUAUCACUAUUAAAAUGGAAGUGAAUGAUAGUAAUAAUGCUAAAAGGAAAUUAAUAUUAAAGGCCUUGUAGGUCUGUCUAUCAUUUUAAUGGCAGGAAGUUGCUGUAAAAGGCAACACAUUUCACAUGCUUACCUCCCAAAAUGUAGAGGCUGCUUCCCAUGUUAAUGAAGGUGUGUUGCCUUGAUUGUCUCCUUUGGGGUGUUGUGAACUAUGGUGUCUGCCUUGGUUCACUGUGGCAUUAUGUUGGAAUGCAGUAUCAUAACUAAGAUAUUCUCCUACCUGUAAGUCAGUGUUUUUCAUGGAGCAAUUUUGUUGGUGUUCACAGUACUGUAAUGAAUAAGAGACUUGAUCACUCAUUUUCACAUGCAUACUUGCCUUGCUUGAUACGAUCUUAUCAGGAUUCUACUCUGGUAGAUGCCUUUUUAAAAAGAAAAAAAGGUUCCAGCUCUUUGUCACAAAAUACCUCGUGGUGCAUAUUUACCUUUUACUAUAACCAGCCUUUUGGAAUACUUAUAUUCUCUCUCAUACUUAAGGAGGUGAUACUCUUUAACUUUCCCUGGUGGUUUGAAGACUGUUUCGAGAAGCUGAAACUCCUAAUCCUGGCCUUUACUCUUCCCUCCUUUAGCCUUGGGCAAGAGUAAUUUAACCUUUGCCUCAGUUUCCCCAUCUGCAAAAUGGGGAUAAUAAUACUUUCCUACCUCACAGGGGUUUUGUGAGGAUUGAUUAAAGGAUUUUGCAAAGUGCUUCAAAGAAAAAGUACUUUUUAUAAGUAUUAUUAUAUGGAGGUAUACCUAGCAGGAGACCUCCUUUCCCAUACUGUUAUAUAGAGAAUGGGAGAGGAAUCUCUAUUUAAGCCAUCAGAUACUCUAAAUUACUUUUAACUAUUAGGAAGAAGUUAGAGAGCUGAACCAUUCGCACUGCUUUAUUAUCUCCUUCCUUCUUUUGAUAGCAUCUUUAACAGGUACAUUUUAAAGAAAGUACACUUUCUUUUAAGUAUGUAAGAUUUCCCAUCUCUUGUGUGUCUUAUUUCCUCCACUUUUAUUUAGAUGUGGGCUUUUAGUUAAGAUUCAUCCUACAGUAGAAGAGCAUAUCUUCCUGCCACCAUCGCAAAGUGUCACUGUACAGUUUGAAUGAGGGCUGUAAAAUGGCAAGAAUUCUCCAGUACUUUGAUUAAAUAGAGGGACACUAUCCCAGCUUCCUUGCCUGAUUGAUAAAUAUAUGCUGCCUCAUUCCCAGUUUCGCACAAGCCAUUAUAUGCCAGUAGAGGAUGUUAGUUAAUAGAAGCUGCUUGUGAAUAUGCCUUACAGCCUUCCAAAAAAAUUUGGGAGGUGGGGUGGAAGAAGAGGUUUAGAAUAAAUCCCCUAGAUGUCAGGGAGCCUUUGCUACUUUCUCCAUUUUCUGGUCAUAGUGUCACUUUUUUCUAUUCAAUCUUUGACAUGCAUCUCAGGGAUGUGCAUAUUGAGCCCAGGAUUUUGGAUUUGGAUCUUGGAAAACCUAAGAUGUAGUUCCAUUCUCUAUUUGUAAUCUCCAUAUUAGGCACUCUCCCAUUCUUUUCUGUUUUUUAUUCUCCCAGAAGCAACUCUUUCCCCAACUGUUAGAUGAUUAAUAAUUCUACAGAGAUCAAAUUAAGAAUGUUGUGGGGUCUAUCCACAGGAUCUAUGCUUUUGUAUGCUCACACUAGAUUCCACCUUCCACCAGCAUGGAAAUAAUGAAGUGCAAAUAUCCUAACACAACCACAACAGCUUUGCUCUGCUAAUAAUUAUGCACUGUUUGCUUUGGAAAAUACUUAAUUUUUUAAAGUAGAAAACAGCAACAAUAUUUUCUGGUGGGAGGGUAAAGGAAAGCAGUGGGAUAAGAGUUAAGAAGUACUUUAGCUUCCACUAUUGAGAGACUUGACAUGCUGCUUUAAUUUAGAGCUCCUGUGGGGCUAUGUUUACAAAGAACUGAUCAGGAAACUGACCAAUGGUGGAUAUCCAACUUUGUGAAUUUUGCUUCAUUACUGGUGAGCAAGCCAUGUUGUGCAAAAUGUCUUAACAGGAAACGAAAGAAGUUAACUCCAUCUAGCCUUAUUUGUACAGCAAACAGUCCUGUAUGUCCAAAACAUCUGGAUUAGAAAAGGCAGCUUUUCUACUUUGCACAUAAAUAGCUAAUACGAAGGUACAGCUGAAAUGGUAUUGCCUAAAAACACUGUCCCUUCAUCACGCAGGUAUAAUAGUGGAUACUUGUAUUGAGGCUCUUUGCAAAGAUACCUAUUAGUAUUUUUCCUUAUACUUGAAGUAACAUACCCAUCUCCAUUUGUCUGUUGGGCAUCCAAGCUGUGCGGGACAGUGGAAAAUAGGAAAAGGCACAAUACGUCUUCAUACUAGAGUUUACUCUUAAUUUCCCCUCAGUAUAACCUUAAUUUCAGUUUACUUUUUAUCCUAGGAGUUCACAUGGACACAGAAACUCAGCACAUUGUGCUCUUGCAUGGCAUGCUGCCCUCCCCUUUUCCCUCUCUUCUCUAUUUUUAUUUUAGUAUAGUGGUACUUAAAAUCACUGGUUCACUUAAAAAGACAAUAAAAUGUUUAAACUCUACUAAUGUACAAAUAAGCUGAAAUGUUGCAUUUAUGUGUAUUUUGCCAUAGCAGGUACUGUAUUCCUCAUGCUGGAUUUCAAACCAACAAAAGGGUGAUGUUUUAUUGGAGUGUGACAAGUUGAGAGUAAUAAGGAAUUAAGUCGUCGUCAUUUCAUUGAAAUUGAGAGAUGGUGUAAUACAUAUAUUACGUUUUCUGAAGGGUUUUUGUUUUGUUUUGCUUUUAAACAGCUUUUGUUUUUAUUUUAUUUUUAUUUUAUUUUUUUUAAAUAUGAUUGUAUUAUGUGCAACUCAGUUGCUUACAUUAUAACUACAAAAUAUUUUUGGGUUCCUGGAAAAAAGAGACUAAUAAAUGUGUUUGGCUGCUAAGCAUUUAA
Varanus komodoensis (Komodo dragon) is the source of this 18466-nucleotide messenger RNA. It is a transcript of the gene TNRC6B, whose product is annotated as trinucleotide repeat containing adaptor 6B. Gene Ontology annotation, biological process: miRNA-mediated post-transcriptional gene silencing; positive regulation of nuclear-transcribed mRNA poly(A) tail shortening. The transcript has 28 exons. The record is from RefSeq and is a predicted model, not a curated record. Gene Ontology annotation, cellular component: P-body; nucleoplasm. Lineage: Eukaryota; Metazoa; Chordata; Lepidosauria; Squamata; Varanidae. Gene Ontology annotation, molecular function: nucleic acid binding. The coding region runs from base 657 to 6176 and encodes 1839 amino acids.